CUACAGAUAAGUUUUAAUUACUGUGCUUUGGACUUUGAUGAAUGUAUAUAUAGAGAAACUACCUGUGGCCCCAUAGCAAAAUAUUUAUUUUAGACCACAUAAAGAACUGCAGUCGGCUGAGCUAUAUUCGUUUGUCUCAAUUCGAUUAUAUGAUAUGUCACAUUCUAUAUAUAUAUAUAAUACUAGUAUUUGUAUUUUAUGCACACUUGACUGUCGAAAAAGAAAAACAGAUAUUACAUCAUUAUCAAUAUCAUCUUACAUUUUCCUAUUCGACCUAUUGCCAACUCUCUAAUGUAGCUCAGUAGGCAGUUUAGGUCAAAAUUGACAUCAUGUAGUCUUAGUCUUCGAUCUGUUUCUAUUCCUCAUCGUUAAAAAGAUUGGGUUUUCUAAUCAAAAAAAUUUUAUAUAUUAUUAAAAUUUACACAUCAGAUUACCAAAUUAUAUAUAAAUUUACGUUAGUCGAAAACCCAAUCCAGUAGUAAGACGCGAAACAAUUUAACGGAUAAGCAUUACAAUGGAACAGCAAAUUAAGCAAUUAUACUAUUUCGACGCUAUUUUGGAGAAAUCAACGCUCAAACACAAGCCAGGGGAGCCAUGUCCUUACACUUAUAUGGUUUGUCCAUAUAAACAAUACUUAAAAGUGACAGAUGAUCGUAUCUAUGGCAAAGAAUUCCCCGCCGAGGCUCUAGGCGAAUUCGUGGCCAACCCAUACGAAUUGGCUGAGUCCCUGACUUCCAAGGGCAUCCGCCUGGCUAUCUACGAGAAUGGGCAACUGCUGGGUUGCGGCUCCUUUAGGCCAAUCGAUGAUAUUCUGCGCCCACUGACUGAGCCAACAUUUACGGCCACCGGGGCUUACGUCGUCGAUGCGGAGCAGGAGGGGGUGCGAGUGGCGCGCGUUGAUUUCAAUAUCAAGUUUAGCGCUGCCGAUCCCCAACUGGACUCACGGAUGAUUCCGUUUGGCUGUUUUGAUAUAUGCCGAACGCUGGAUACGUCCAUCAAUCCGCGUGACAUAAUAUUCACGCUGGGCCGCUCCAAACGUACCGCCUCAGUCGCGUGCAUCACGGACAAGCGUCUAAUGUCGUUUGGCGAGGCUCCUUUCAGCUGCGUACGCAAGGAGGUCAACUCGACUGCCGGCUGUGGCUGCGUGCUGCAUGGCACGGAUACGGUGGUGCCCAAGGCACUGGAUCGAAGCAAGGAGUGCGAACGUGAAUUGCUCAAUCGGCUGCUCAUCGAGCUGGAGUACGACAAGAUGUUGGUGCCCACACCGCCGCCGACCCAUGCGCUGUCCAGACAGUUCAACGGCUCGAGGCAGGCCAACUACUCGAGACAAGCUAAGUGCAGACCGGGGCAACAACGUUGCGGAUGAUCGGCUGACUGGCCAGCUGCCCAGCAGCAUCACGUCUACCGGCUGAACUAUCAGCAGGAGGAACCUCACAUACUACGCCUUCGAUUGGCAGUGGCUGAGAGGAAAUGCGGCAGCGGCUCUCAAACUGCUGCCAAUGCCAAGUACCUUCGAUCAGGUACUGGUGGGUCCUCUCUGAAGAGAUUUCGUAGACAUUAACAAAGCCCGCACCGUAAUGCGGACGGAUAGUAGUGAUCGAAUGUUUAAAUCCAAAUUCCUUGUUCACAAAAUGCACCGAAGAUUUUAACUACAGAUUUAUGCAAGGUUUUGCAUUCCAAAUAAAUUUCAAAUAGCUGUCAAAUCA
Drosophila mojavensis is the source of this 1706-nucleotide messenger RNA. RefSeq lists its product as uncharacterized. The transcript has 2 exons. The record is from RefSeq and is a predicted model, not a curated record. Lineage: Eukaryota; Metazoa; Arthropoda; Insecta; Diptera; Drosophilidae. Bases 515 to 1366 code for a protein of 283 amino acids.